AUGUCUUCAAGACAAUCUCUACUCUCUGUUCAUCAAGGUGAUGUGCCUGCUCCUGCUGAGAGUGAACCGCUCCUCGGCAGGCCUGGCGCAGCAACCCAAAAACCUGGCGCGCCGCUGGUCAAGAACCUCUGGCUAGGAACGGGCUGGAUUGCGCAAAUCGGCGCCCUUAUCCUCGUCUUGACAGUCUGGAUCAACACCUUCAUUCAUCCAACCUUCCCGCUGGUUUCCCCCCAUCCUCUUCUCCAAUCUCUCGGCGUCUACGCGCUUCUUCAAUCCAUCCUCAUCCUCCAACCAACCACAACCCCCGAAACAAAACUCUCCGGCGCUCGCGCGCACGCCUGCCUCCACAUCCUCUCCUUUCUCUUCUUCCUCACCGGCACCAUCAUCAUCCAAGUCAACAAGCACGUCAACCACCUGGCCCACUUCCACUCGCUCCAUGGUUACCUGGGCGUUCUGACGACUCUUCUCCUCCUCGCCCAGUACCUCUUUGGCCUGUCCAUCUGGGUGGUCCCGCAAGUCUGGGGCGGGCUGGAGAACGCUAAAAGCCUGUGGAAGUACCACCGGAUGGUGGGAUAUGCAGCGCUGCUGCUGUUGCUUCUAAGCGUGGCAGCCGCAGCGCGGACAGAUUAUAAUAAAGGAGUGCUGAAGGUGAAGAUGUGGAGUGUCUUGCUGGCGGAGGCAUUAAUUGUGAUUGGGACUGUGCCCAGGGUGCAUGCGACGGCAAAGUGUCAACAAGACAAGGCACCUGAGCGUUAA
Molecule: messenger RNA, 756 nt
Organism: Thermochaetoides thermophila DSM 1495
Lineage: Eukaryota; Fungi; Ascomycota; Sordariomycetes; Sordariales; Chaetomiaceae
Product: putative cytochrome b561 protein
Exons: 4
Coding region: 1-756 (251 amino acids)
Molecular function (GO): transmembrane monodehydroascorbate reductase activity
Source: RefSeq, a predicted model, not a curated record